GACUUCGGUGAUGGCUAACGUGAACUAGCUCGCUGUGACAACUACAGUGACACCGGUCGGGGUGAUCCACCGACAGCUGCAACCGAUCCUCCGGUAAUCCGGCACAUAAAGAGAAAAGUCCGACCCCAGCCACCCACAGAGGGGUCCUGUCUGUCGGCUUGAACAGCCCUCACCGCCCCCUCGGACUACCCGCGGCUGUCGUCCUUUAAUCGGCCAGGUAUUGUCCAGCCUCACCCGGCCCCACUGUGGAUCUUUAGCCCCUCCGGCAGGACAGUGGCAGAGGCAGAGCCAGAGCCAUCGGGGACCAGAUCAGCAGGCAGCAGGGCUCCAUGAGUACGACGGGGCAGCAGCAAGGGGGGGGCUUGCGUUCUCGCCGAAGCCUUGCCCGGGACAAGGACCCUGGGCAGGGCAUGGGCAUGGAGGCGGCCUGCUGGCUGGCCCCCGGAGUGCUGCGCAGGCUGAUCGAGCUGCCCUCGCCCCCCCUGUCCCGACACCAGCUCAAGAGACUGGAGGAGCACAGGUACAGCAGUGCUGGACGCUCCCUACUGGAGCCUCUGAUGCAGCGUUACUGGGAAUGGUUGGUGGGAAGAGUCCCCUCCUGGAUCGCCCCCAACCUCAUCACCAUCAUCGGCCUGGCAACCAACGUCUUCACCACCCUCGUGCUCAUCUACUACUGCCCAACUGCCACUGAACAGGCUCCUCUCUGGGCGUACCUGCUAUGUGCUGUGGGUCUGUUUGUCUACCAGUCAUUGGACGCCAUCGACGGGAAGCAAGCCAGACGCACCAAUAGCAGCUCUCCGCUGGGCGAGCUGUUUGACCACGGCUGUGACUCCCUCUCCACUGUGUUCGUAGUGUUGGGAACCAGUAUAGCCGUGCAGAUGGGUACGAACCCGGACUGGAUGUUCUUCUGCUGCUUCGCCGGGAUGUUUAUGUUCUACUGUGCCCACUGGCAAACAUACGUGUCAGGAACACUGCGCUUCGGCAUAUUUGACAUAACAGAAGUGCAGAUCUGUCUAGCAGGAUUACAGAUGCUCACAGCCACUGUCGGUCCCUGCCUGUGGAACAUGAUGAUUCCGAUCCUAAAUAUCCAGAUGAAAAUGGUUCCUGCCAUCUGCACUUUUUUAGGAGCCAUCUUCUCCUGCACCAAUUACUUCAGAGUUAUUUUUACGGGAGGUGUGGGCAAAAACGGAUCCACAAUAGCAGGAACCAGCGUCCUCUCUCCAGUCUUACAUAUUGGUUCCGUUAUAAUUUUGGCGAUGAUGAUAUACAAGAAGUCUGCUGUUCAGCUCUUUGAGAAACAUCCGUGUCUUUAUAUCCUGGCGUUUGGCUUCGUCUCGGCGAAAAUCACCAAUAAAUUAGUUGUAGCACAUAUGACAAAAAGUGAGAUGCAUCUCCAUGAUUUAGCCUUCCUGGGACCAGGACUACUGUUCCUGGAUCAGUAUUUCAAUAGUUUUAUCGACGAGUACCUGGUGCUGUGGAUUGCAUUGAUCAUUUCCUUUUUUGACUUGGUGCGUUACUGUGUCAGUGUUUGCAACCAGAUUGCCUGCCAUCUUCACAUUUUCGUUUUCAAAAUCAAGCCUUGUUCAGUGCUCAGUUCAGCUCCUCACUGAGGACACGCCGGCCAUUACUGACUCUGUCCCUUCCUGUUAGUCGCACUCAUCUUUUCUUCCCUCUGUUUUCCACGUAGAGAUGCAGGGGAUGACGUGGUGUAACGUACGUGCUUCUGCCAACUGAAUGUGAGGACAAAUAAUAUAUAUUAAGAUACUGGAGUAUUACUGUCAUUGUUUUCUCUUUUUUUUUUUCUCACCAGUGCAGAAUUGAAUUUGUACCAGUUUAAUCUUCUGCCCCAGUAAUAAUAAUAAUAAUAAUAAUAAUAAUAAUAAUAAUAAUAAUAUCUUCUGACAAACUCAUGGUUACACAGCAAAUAUUUCAGGAGAGUACAGGUGCUACUCAGUAUGUUCAAGGAGAGAAACUUAAGUGUGUUUUAACUGUUCUUGUGCAAAGAAAAUGUAUUGGAAAUGAAUCAAACUCUUUGCUUUUCAUGGUUAUAAUUUUUGUAAUAUUUGCAUAACUUUCACCUUUUUGCUAUUGUAAAUACCAAACUGUUACGGUGUCUGUGCUUCUCUUUUAAGUUAAAAAUCCUGCUUUGACACAUUUAUAAACCUUUUUUUUUUUCUUCAUGUAUAUGAUUUUAAAACAACUUUAUCUUCUGCACAUUACUGAGAACUGUGCAGCUGUUUCACAUCAGCAAAAUGCGGUUUUGGAGGAAACUUAAUGUCGACUUUGUUCCACUUUUCUGUUACAUAUCAGAAUAUUCACUGCCAAUGUUAACUGAAAUCACUCGUUUCUGCACAUGGGAUGUUUUUGGGUGUUAUUCAAGUCUGGGUUGUGUGUGCGUGUGUGUGUGUGUGUGUGUGUGUGUGCGUGCUUAUUGUCACAUGUAAUGUUAUUUGCUAUUCAUUAUGAAGUUUAUAGUUUGGCUAAUGCUUCUUGGAGUUUGGCUUCCUCUACACUUUUUAUUCUUUUCAUUGUAAAUAGAUUAGGACACGUCAUGCACAAGAGGGAGAGACACGAUAGCCAAAAUCUGAACUAUUCACGUAUUAAAUGUCUAAACUCAAAGGUCCACUUACUAGCGUUAAGAGCUAUGCAGAUGAAAAGUACAGAAGCUAGCAAGUAGGCCUUUUGAGUUCGAGAACAAAGCUCACGUUUUAAAUGAAUCAAUACUCCGAUCAGAUCAGAGCGACAGAUCACUCCGCCAGCUGUCUGUCUGCUUUCUGUUACUUCUCGUUCCUCUUCUACCACCAACAAAUCCAGUGAAAGGACCAAAACCAACAAUGUUUUAGUUUGUCUCUUAAUGGUUUCUGACUUCCCGACUCAUUGGUUCCGACUCUCAGUAAUUUCCUAAGACAUCGGGUUACUGUAGGUUUUAGCAAACAUUAUUCAAUCAGGAAGAAAUAAUGCAAUUGUUGGGGACUAUUUUCAGCAGUGGAUUAAUCCACUUUUUUUUUUUUGUUCUACUGGCAGCAGGAAUGUGUAUGUGAGUCCAAAUACUGUGUGUGUGUGUGUUUUUGGUAAUGAAGGAACAUGUCACUCAGUGCAACAAUGUGCCUCAUUUAUGUGUUUUUAAUAGUUUUUUGACAACAAUGGAGCUCUGGUACCGAGGAAUAAGAUUAUCAGGCUUUAAAUACACAGACAACACUUGUUAGUGGAUCAGUUCAUUGUUUGUUUUGGUCUUUUUUUGUGGGAUUUGUUGAAAAUAAUGCAGAAUAUCCCCAGACUUGUACCUUUUUAAGGUCAGUGGUCCUUUCACUCCAUUAUAAUCUUGUAGAAUUUAAGCCUUUUUAUAGACGACAAGUCUUCAAAAGUUGUUGGUUUUGGUCUUUUUAUUGGAUUUGUUGACAAUAACCAGACUUCUCCUUUUAAAACAAACUACCUGCCACCAUUACGGUUAUUUACACUCCUUCCUGUGUGGCCGAUGGACGCCGUUACUCAACCCGAAUCACCGUUAAUAUAACAGAACAUUGGGUGACGUUGCGUUUCCUCCAAAACGUACCUGCUGAAGCUGAACAGGUGCACCUCGACUGAAUGUGUAGGAGGUGAGGUCACACGAUGACAUCACAGCUUUUAAGGUGGUGACUGACGAGAAUCAGAUCAAACUUUUGUUCCUGACAGUUAAUAAUAAAAACCUGUUUAUUUGAA
Molecule: messenger RNA, 3699 nt
Organism: Dicentrarchus labrax (European seabass)
Lineage: Eukaryota; Metazoa; Chordata; Actinopteri; Moronidae
Gene: cept1b
Product: choline/ethanolamine phosphotransferase 1b
Exons: 10
Coding region: 330-1610 (426 amino acids)
Biological process (GO): phosphatidylethanolamine biosynthetic process
Cellular component (GO): Golgi apparatus; endoplasmic reticulum membrane
Molecular function (GO): ethanolaminephosphotransferase activity; diacylglycerol cholinephosphotransferase activity
Source: RefSeq, a predicted model, not a curated record